UGCAACAUCAACGGAUAAAGAAGACAUCAAUAUAUAUCGUUAGGAUUUCUGUAGCUUAAAUUACGUUUACAAUUCUGCGCGCAAAAGAAAAAUAUUAGCUUCGGUUGUACAUAGAUAUUUAUUAUUAUUAUUAUUAUUAUUAUUAUUAUUAUUAGUAGUAGUAGUAGUAGUAGUAGUAGUAGUAAUUAUAAGUCAGAAUAAUUAACAAUUAAUGAAAAAGAAAAGUACAAGUUAUUUUAACUGUUAAUAAGCAGUUGCGCUUGGGGUAUAAAAUGCGCUCUUUGUAUGGGGAAUGACUACAGAGUGUGCUUAAAUGCAAAAGACUUAGUUUUGAUUUAGGAGGCUUUGUAACCUGAAUUAGUUGAUGAAUUUUCUAUCGAUCCUAAACAAGCCUAGAUUUAUCUCUGACACGCAGAUCACGCCACCUCCAUUCUAUCACCAUUAUUAGCGAGUGCAUUUAAGAGUCUCGUCAGAGGGAGAGGUUUGCCCUUCCACUUGGUAUCGCUUUUCAUGACUACUAGCCAAAAAAUAAAGGAGUAUUUAAGUUCUGAACAUCUGAACCACAUUUUGGAGAGGAGUGUGUAUGUUCUCAUUAAACUGAGGUACUCAAGACGAAAGAAAGGGGGAGUCGCUUAGUCUCGGUUUCUGUGCUUAUGUAAAAGUCCAGGGUGGCUUUUAUCGGCAUGUCAGUUUCCACUAAUGAGUGUUUUGUUUCCACUGUCAGUUUGUUAAAGUCUAACCAACACAUUAAAAUAUGAAACGUGGUUAUACAGUCCCAAACUGAGCGUUGAUAUUGAGCACAGUCUAAGCUGCCUUUUCUCGUUUCCUAAUCCGGGAAUUGGAAGGAUGCACGCCAUUGGCUACCGCUGUCACGUGGACUCUUAACUUUGUUCACUUGACAGAAAGUAGGAGGGUUUUACGAAACAGGAAAACGAGUAAAGGGAUAGAUAUAAAUUUUAGUAUAUUUUGUGUGCAAUUCAAAGAAAUUAAUGGCCAUGAGUUCCUAUUUGAUCAACUCCAACUAUGUGGACCCCAAGUUUCCACCGUGCGAAGAGUACUCCCAAAGCGACUACCUACCCAGUCACUCUCCGGACUACUAUAGCGCCCAGAGGCAAGAGCCAUCGUUCCAGCAUGAAUCGAUCUACCAUCAGCGGUCGGGCUGCGCCGAUCCACCCUACUCGUCGUGCCAGGGUCCAGGGCAGCCCUCUGUGGUGAUGUCUCCUCGGGGUCACGUACUAAACCCUGCUGCACUCUCGACCCCUCUUCCAGAAUCAAGCCACCCCUGCGACUCGGUAACUCCGAGCCCUCCGCCUGCUUGCGGUCAGACCCCUAUUAACCAAAGCACUCCUUCGGCCACUUCACGAAAGGAUCCCGUGGUGUACCCCUGGAUGAAAAAGGUCCACGUAAAUAUCGUGAGCCCGAACUAUUCGGGGGGAGAACCCAAGCGCUCACGCACAGCUUACACGCGACAGCAAGUUCUUGAGCUGGAGAAAGAGUUCCACUACAACCGCUAUCUUACUCGCCGGCGUAGGGUGGAAAUCGCCCACACCCUUUGUCUCUCAGAACGACAGAUAAAGAUCUGGUUUCAAAACCGGCGCAUGAAGUGGAAGAAAGACCAUAAGCUGCCCAACACGAAGAUCCGCUCCAGCAACUCGGCCAACUCGAGUUUAAACGGCGGCCCCUUGUGCAGUAAUCAGAACCGUUCUAAUGGACCUCCACAGACUCUAUAGCUUGCUUGCUAUAUCAGAAAGACAUAUUUUAAGACCUCUGUUUAAGGAGUGAGGCUCUAUAAAUUCUCUUCGCGUGUAAACAACAUGGAUAUUAUAUGAAGUGUGGUAAUGAUAAGGUGCACAGGAAAAAAAUAACACAAAUGGGGAGAAGACUCGAACUCAAACACUUCUACAUUUGUGAUCACUCUCAGUUCAGUUCUAUCCUGUGCCCUUAUGGGUUCCUGCUCCCUCGACCCCACCAUAACGACAGAAGGCAGCAGACAGUUUUCAGAUUUGGUGAAGAUGGAUCCCUGCUUCAUCUUUAAUCAUGCCAAACCCAGUCCCAUUUGUCAUGUUUACUCUGUGGCACAAAGGAUGAACCGUAGGCCUGCCCAUUACCUCGACGUCUAGAAUUGUGCCUAAUAAAUGAGUCUCCUUGUUUUGUCAAGAGCCAUUUUCAAAACCCCCUUUCUUGCUGGCUUGUAGCCUACAAAAGUAGCCGAACGCUGUUCUCUUAAUAUUAAGCUUCUCUUCCUCUCUAACGUUACUCUCACAAUUAAUAUUUUGUUUUGCAUUUGGGGCUGAUUAAGACUGUGAGGGCUAGAUGUCCUUCCUUGAACAUAGGAGAACCUUAUUGGUCACGUUUUGUGUCCAAUUAUUUAGCGCAUUUCAAAUUGAGAACACAGAAAUAAGACGGUGUGUACGAAAAUAUCUGCCUUGAAUUUUAUUAAUAUUUAGAUAAACGUUAGAACAGUUAAAUCAAAGUGGGCAUAUAGAUACCCAAAACAGUACAAUGCAAAAUUAUUUAAAAUGAGCACUGCUAAAUACUAUUUGAAUUACCUCAGUUGAUUUUUUUUAUGUCUUUAUUGUCUAUUUUUUAUGAAGUGAUACGUUUGAAGUCAUUUGAUCAGAAUGCAGUUUUCUGCAAACAUAUUACCAUUUAUUUGUAAGUUGCAAUGUAAUUUAAAUAUUCGUGUCGCCAGGGCUGUGUGGAGAAAAUGCGUAUAUUGCAUGAAUGAAUGAGCUACACUAUUUUUCCUUUUCCCCUAUUACCUCAACUUUUAAUUCCAGUUUUCACAAUAGACAUUUUGUGCCACAAUAAACGUAUGCACGUGUCAUCUUUCUUUCUUUCUUUCUUUCUUUCUUUCUUUCUUUCUUUCUUUCUUUCUUUCUUUCUCUUUCUUUCUUUCUUUCUUAGUACUUUUAAUGUGCUGAUAUUUUAUCGUUUCUGAGAUUAUCUUUUACAUUCCAAAGAUCAGUCUUCCUGGUGAAAAUGUAUUUUCUCUUUUUUUCGCAUUUCUAUGUCUCUUUCUUUCUGCUUAGGCCUUUUACUGUACACCUUUGUUAUGUGUAAAUAGCUAUAGAAAUUUAAUAAAUAAAAAAUAAUAAUCACAGUAUUUUUUUCGUGUCAUGUCCUCUUGUGGAGUUCGAUAGCAGAUGUGCUAGGUGGAGGCGGUAACUGCAAUUAAUCGUAAUACCAACAGAGAAAUAACAAACAUUUUUCAUUGAAUCUGGGUCAAUUUGAGCCACGUAUUUGUAAAAACAUUGGAAGUGUCCUGUCCUAAAUAUCAAUGUAUAAUGUAUAUCGUUGGUUUUCGUGUAAUCUUAGUGCAUUAGACACUGCAAUCAAUUUCUAAAUCCCAAAAACACCUUGUUUGAGAUUUCUCCUUAAUUUAAUGUUGCACACCCCUCUUUCUUGAAGCAGAGCAGGUCAAAUUAAAUGUAUUCUUCCGUUUAAACACAAGGCAGAAAAGUUUGUAGUUGUUUAGGAUUUAAUGAGUAUAAUUUUUGCACAGAGGUGUUGGGUGUUUUUGCCAGCGCAAGCUGUGUUUUUAUUUCAAAGGACCGGGCCAGUGCCAUAGCUCAAACGCUGACAACCAAAUAGAUAAUCAAGAAGACAAAUGGCUUCUUUAGGAUUGCACAGCCUUCGUAUUAAUUUUCAUUUUCUUUUCUUACAGUAGGUAUCGAAAAUAUAGAGCCGGAGAAAAUAGAAUUUCGUUUGCCGGUGUUGGAACAAAGUGCGAUUUUAAAUUGGCCUCCUACCUUUUGUGCUAUCUAGAAAAUUUUCGAUUACUUACCUUUUGACUUCAGCGUGUCUUUUUGCGACAAAUCCCGCUUCAGUCAUUUGUAUGUUGUGAAAUGUCUUUCAGUUACUAAAGCAAUAAACCUCAGCAUACUCAGAAGCACAAAAUGAAUAGCACACCAUAUAUUUAAUUUACACAUUGUCUACAGCAUAUUUACGUAAAAACCUAUGUUUAUAUAUAAUUGAUUAAAAAAUACCAUUGAAUAUAAAAAAAUAUAGAAAACAUCCACUAUUUAACGUCACAUAUCCAAAACAAUAAACACGCGAAGACAUCACGAUGUAAAUUACAAUUAGUGUCUGAAUAUUAUGUUAAAAUUACAUAUUACACACUACUUAUGCGUUCAUCACAUUUUACCACGAAAAGACUUGCAAUUUGAAAGAUAUUUAAACCUUGAAAUUAAAGAUAUUCGUGUGUGGUAUCUAAUAUAAUGUUACCAUGGAAUUCUAUUCUCGUUUGAGAGCCUGCCGUAUUUUAGAAAAAGGCCUCGGCCACGAAGGUCUGAAUAGUGUGAGCAGAUUUCUUUUAAGGGUUUCAAAAGUUCAUCGCUAUUAUUUGUAGACAGAUGCCUGAAGAAAAAUGUGAGAAUUAUACAAAAAAAUCAUUAAUCACAGCUUCUCUUUAAACAAGUCCUCU
Clarias gariepinus (North African catfish) is the source of this 4426-nucleotide messenger RNA. It is a transcript of the gene hoxb4a, whose product is annotated as homeobox B4a. The transcript is spliced from 2 exons. The record is from RefSeq and is a predicted model, not a curated record. Lineage: Eukaryota; Metazoa; Chordata; Actinopteri; Siluriformes; Clariidae. Gene Ontology annotation, biological process: embryonic skeletal system morphogenesis; regulation of transcription by RNA polymerase II; anterior/posterior pattern specification. Bases 990 to 1730 code for a protein of 246 amino acids. Gene Ontology annotation, molecular function: RNA polymerase II cis-regulatory region sequence-specific DNA binding; DNA-binding transcription factor activity, RNA polymerase II-specific. Gene Ontology annotation, cellular component: nucleus.